CUUUUUUAUUUCUUUUUUUUAUUUUUUUAUUUAAAUAAUGAUUUAUUAUAUAUAUAAAUAGCAAGGGUAUAAGAGUCUUUUGCCACUUAAUGAAGAAUAUAAAAUAUGAAAAUUGAUACCAUGAAAAUGGUAAACAUAAAAUUUCCCUUUUUAAUGCCUAAACGAAAGAAAAUGGUAAAAGUACUCCUAUUAUUUUAUUGUAAAUAAUUAACUUUCUUUUUUAAUAGAUGAUUGUAUCUUGAGAAAUUAUAAACCAAAAAUAGCUACAAAUAUUUCACUUUUAUAUUAAUUAGGUUUAAACUUCCUAAUAUUAUUUUCACAAAACAAAAUAUUUGCAAGAAAAAUAUCACUUGUGUAUUUUCUUUUAAUUUCUUGAUACAACUUAUCUUUUUAUUAUCCUUAUUACAUCUUGUGAUGCUAACAUAUUUUUUUUAAUUAUGAUGUUGUUGUCGUACAUGAUUAUGUGUGAAUAUCAUGAAUAUGUGUUUAUGUAUAUAAGACAAAAUAUAUAAUAAAUUAAACAGAAAUUUUUAUUAAAAUAAAUCAGUUGUAUAAAUAUCUUUAAAAACGAAUUAUAGUAUCGUACAAAUAUAAGAAAUUAUUUAAUAAAAAUAUUAAAGAAAAAUUAAAUAAGUAAGUUUCAUUUUUUGAAAGUCUAAAUAAAAUAAAAUUGUAAAAGUAAUAUUAUUUUAAUUAUAAAUAACUAACUUUCCUUUUUAAUAGAUAAUGUUUUGUUUAAAAAGAUAUAAACUAAAAAUAACUUCAAAUAUUUCACCCGAUAUGAUUGUGAUAUGUGCCAAUAAAAAAAUUACAUUUUUAAUGUGUCAAUAAAAACCUGCCACUGGAAUUUUGUUUUUCCAAAAUCCUAAAUAAUAGAGAAUUGUAAAAUAGUUUUUUUUUUUAAUCUUAACCAAAUAUUUUUUAAAAAUCCUGACAAAAGAGAAAUGUAAAAUUUUACUUAAUAGUAAUUUUCACUUUUGAAAUUUAAUGAAAAACAUGAUACUAAAAAUGAUUUAAUUGACAAAUAAAAAUUGUUAAAAUAUUAGUAAUAUUGAAAAAACUGAAUUAUGAAAAUAGCAACUUUUAAAAUUAGUUAAUAUUAACUCGAACUAAUUAUUUGAUAGUAAUUUUAUUUUCUAAAUCCUAGACAAAAUAAAAUUUUAAAAGAUUAUGUAAUAUUAAUAUCCUUUUCUAAAAUUCAAAAAACCUGUAAAAGAAUAUUUGAUAGUUUUUUUUUAUUUUAAAUAAUCAUAAACAAAAGAUAUUUGAAUCAUAUUUUUUAAGUCUUAACCAAAAUAAAAUUGUAAAAAGUUAUUUGGUAAUGUAUUUUAAGAGAGAAUUUGAUGAUGAAUAUAAUACUAAAAAUUAAUUAAUUAACAAAAUAAGUGUAAAAAUACUAUUGAUAAAAAUUGUAAAAAUAAUAAUUUAAAAUUACUUAAUAGUAACUUGAAACAAUUAUUUGAUAAUAAUUUUUUUUCUGAAAUUCUAAAUAAAAGAUAAUGGUAAAAGGUUAUAUGAUAGUAAUUUUCAUUUUCUAAAAACCUAAACACAAAAUGUAAAAGAGUAUUUGAUUUUUUAAAAAAAAUCUUAGCACUUUAAAAAAAAAAAUUAUUUAAUAGUAAUUUAAAAAACAAAAUUGAUGACAAGUAUGAUGUUAAAACUAUUUAAUUAACAAAAAUCAGAAAUUAAGAUGUUGUCAUGAUUGGUAUUUAUAUGUCUUGGUCAUACAAAAAUCAAACACAUGUUUGAUAUAUAUUUUCAUUGUUGGGGAUAAGAAAUAGAUUAUUAUUAUUGUCACGGUAAGUGAUCUUUAUACGCGUUUUUCAAAAACAAAUCAAGCUUCAUCGUCAUCUUAUUACCUUUUUGUUUUUUUUUAUGUAAUAUUUUCUGCUUCAAUUUUUAAUUAAAAUGUUAUUAUGGAAAUAAAUCAUUAAGAAAUAAUGAAUUAAGAAAAUUAUGAAACAUCGAUAAGUUUAGUGAAAUAUUAAAUUAGUACAUUAAAAGGUUUAUAAUGUUGUCAUUGACUCGACUGGUCUUAUUUAACUUUCAAUUUUUCUUUUUCGUUCCAAUUCUUACUUUGGGUUGGGUUCGGUUUUAAUUUAUAGGUACGAGUAUUUUUUCUACCCCUAAGUAUAAAAUUAAUAACAAUUCACAUAUGCACAAUGAUUAUAUAAUAAAAAUAUUCAUUUGUAAUUUUUGUGUAAAUACGAGUUUUUAAUUAUAAAAUAAGUCUCACAAAACAUAUGCAAAAACAAUCCGAAAAGUACAAUAAAAUUAUUUGUUAUUUUUAUUUUCUUUAAUAAGUUAAAACAUAAAAAAAACUCGUUGCAACGCACAGACUCGUAUCUAGUUGUUCAAAUAAACUUUCAUCUCAUUAUCUUUGGGUUAUAGGAAAACCCAACAACCAUCUCAUAAAAUUAGUUGUAUCUCACUUGACCAACUUCUCAAAACCCUUGUGGCACAAGAAAACUAAAACCCUACAAUGCUAUCUUUUCUCAAAUUUAUAUAUCUCUUUCAAGUCCCACCCAAUUUCUCCCACUCCUUACCUCUCACUAACAUUUUAACAUUUUCUGAAAAAAAAAAGUUUAGCAAAAGGGUCUCUAGAGAACAGGAGAAGUAUGAAACUCCUCCUUGUGAUAUGUAUCGUCCAUGCCAUCUUUAUUCCCUGCUUCUCUUUUGAUGUAUCAGGAAUGGAUCUUCCUUUAACCCUAGAUUAUUACAAGUCUACUUGCCCGACGGUAUUUGAUGUCAUCAGAAAAGAAAUGGAAUGCAUAGUGAAGGAAGAUCCAAGAAAUGCAGCCAUAAUUAUUCGUUUACACUUCCACGACUGCUUUGUCCAAGGAUGCGAUGGAUCUGUGUUACUAGACGAAACAGAGUCAUUGAAGGGAGAGAAGAAAGCUUCUCCCAACAUAAACUCACUGAAAGGAUACAAAAUCAUAGACAGGAUCAAGAACAUAAUCGAAUCCGAAUGUCCUGGAGUUGUUUCGUGCGCCGAUCUUCUCACAAUUUCUGCUAGAGAUGCUACAAUCCUGGUUGGUGGGCCUUACUGGGACGUUCCUGUGGGGAGAAAAGAUUCAAAGACAGCAAGCUACGCGCUUGCCACAACGAAUCUUCCAACUCCUGACGAGGGUUUAAUCAGCAUCAUCGCUAAAUUCUACUAUCAGGGUCUCUCUGUUGAAGACAUGGUCGCUCUUAUCGGAGCUCACACGAUAGGGAUGGCACAAUGUCGGAACUUCCGGUCGCGGAUCUAUGGAGAUUUUAGGGUAACGACAGCACUAAACCCCGUAUCAGCGACGUAUCUGGCGAGACUCCAAGAGAUUUGUCCCGAGAGCAGCGGAGAAGGUGAUAGAAACGUGACGGCCAUGGACAAUGUGACGCCGAAUCUCUUUGACAACUCCAUCUACCACACGCUCUUGAGAGGAGAAGGGUUGCUGAGUUCUGACCAGGCGAUGUACACGAGCAUGUUCGGUAUACAGACACGGCGGAUAGUGAGCAAGUACGCGGAAAAUCCGGUGGCUUUCUUCGAGCAAUUCUCCAAGUCGAUGGUAAAGAUGGGGAACAUUUUGAACUCCAAGAGCUUGGUCGAUGGAGAAGUUCGAAGAAACUGCAGAUUCGUUAAUACAUGAAAACAUCCAUUUAACAAAACUAUUUUCUCUGUGUUAAAAAA
Molecule: messenger RNA, 3667 nt
Organism: Brassica rapa (field mustard)
Lineage: Eukaryota; Viridiplantae; Streptophyta; Magnoliopsida; Brassicales; Brassicaceae
Product: peroxidase 11
Biological process (GO): response to oxidative stress; hydrogen peroxide catabolic process
Molecular function (GO): heme binding; peroxidase activity
Source: RefSeq, a predicted model, not a curated record